Mandrillus leucophaeus (drill) is the source of this 7626-nucleotide messenger RNA. It is a transcript of the gene DOP1B, whose product is annotated as dopey family member 2. The transcript has 36 exons. Gene Ontology annotation, biological process: Golgi to endosome transport. The record is from RefSeq and is a predicted model, not a curated record. Gene Ontology annotation, cellular component: trans-Golgi network; endosome. NCBI's taxonomy places the organism in Eukaryota, Metazoa, Chordata, Mammalia, Primates, Cercopithecidae. Bases 27 to 6932 code for a protein of 2301 amino acids.
AUACUUUUCUGCUGUGAGAAUGUAAGAUGGAUCCAGAAGAGCAGGAGCUCUUAAAUGAUUACAGAUACAGAAGCUACUCUUCAGUGAUUGAAAAGGCUUUGAGAAAUUUUGAGUCCUCGAGUGAAUGGGCGGAUCUCAUAUCUUCACUUGGCAAACUCAACAAGGCUCUUCAGAGUAACCUGAGGUACUCCUUGUUGCCAAGACGGCUCCUCAUCAGUAAAAGAUUAGCUCAGUGUUUGCAUCCUGCCCUGCCCAGUGGUGUGCACUUAAAAGCCCUAGAAACCUAUGAGAUUAUCUUUAAAAUUGUGGGGACCAAAUGGCUGGCCAAGGACUUGUUUCUGUACAGCUGCGGGUUAUUUCCUCUCCUGGCACAUGCGGCGGUGUCGGUGAGGCCGGUGCUGCUCACCCUGUACGAGAAGUACUUCCUCCCACUGCAGAAGCUGCUCCUGCCCAGUCUGCAGGCGUUCAUCGUCGGCCUGCUGCCCGGCCUCGAAGAAGGCUCCGAGAUCUCCGACAGAACGGACGCUUUGCUCCUGAGACUAUCGCUGGUGGUCGGCAAAGAGGUGUUUUACACCGCCCUCUGGGGGAGCGUCCUGGCCAGCCCGUCCAUCCGCCUCCCUGCCUCAGUCUUCGUGGUGAACCACAUCAGCAGGGACGCCCCCGGCCAGGAGCAGAAGUACAUGCUGGGGGCCGAUCACCAACUCACGGUGAAAUCUUUGUGUGCCUCCCUGUUGGACUCAAAUGUUCUUGUGCAAAGAAAUAAUCUGGAAAUCGUUCUGUUUUUCUUCCCAUUUUAUACCUGUCUGGAUUCCAAUGAGAGAGCCAUUCCCCUCCUCAGAUCUGACAUCGUGCGCAUUCUCUCAGCUGCCACCCAGACACUACUGAGAAGGGACAUGUCCCUGAACAGAAGACUGUAUGCAUGGUUACUAGGCUCAGACAUUAAAGGAAAUACCGUUGUGCCAGAAUCUGAAAUCUCAAAUUCUUAUGAAGAUCAGUCGUCUUAUUUUUUUGAAAAAUACUCCAAGGAUCUUUUAGUUGAGGGUCUGGCUGAGAUAUUGCAUCAGAAGUUCAUAGAUGCCGACGUGGAGGAACGCCAUCAUGCAUACCUGAAGCCUUUUCGCGUCCUCAUCAGCCUGCUUGACAAGCCAGAGAUAGGGCCUCAGGUGGUUGGGAAUUUGUUUCUGGAAGUCAUCAGGGCCUUUUAUUCUUACUGCAGAGAUGCCCUUGGUUCUGAUCUUAAACUUAGCUACACCCAGAGUGGAAAUUCGCUGAUAAGUGCAAUCAAAGAAAACAGAAAUGCCUCUGAGAUUGUCAAAACGGUAAAUUUGCUGAUCACUUCUCUAAGCACAGACUUUCUCUGGGAUUAUAUGACGAGGUGUUUUGAGGAAUGCUUUAGACCAGUGAAGCAGCAUUACAGUGUGAGGAACAGCGUCAGCCCUCCCCCGACGGUGUCGGAGCUCUGCACCCUCCUGGUCUUCCUGCUGGAUGUCAUUCCCUUGGAACUGUACUCUGAGGUGCAAACCCAGUAUCUCCCUCAGGUGCUCGGCUGCCUGGUGCAGCCUCUUGCUGAGGACAUGGAGGCCUUAAGUUUACCUGAACUCACGCAUGCCUUGAAGACGUGUUUCAAGGUGCUCAGCAAAGUCCAGAUGCCGCCUUCCUACCUCGACACAGAGUCCACCAGCGGAACCUCGAGUCCAGUAAAAGGUGAAAACAACAAAAUAAUUUUGGAAACAAAGGCAGUGAUUCCCGGUGAUGAAGAUGCUUCGUUUCCCCCUCUGAAGUCUGAGGACAGUGGGAUCGGGCUCAGUGCCUCGUCACCGGAGCUCUCUGAGCACUUGAGGGUUCCUCGCGUUUCUCUGGAAAGGGACGACGUUUGGAAGAAGGGCGGGAGCAUGCAGAGGACGUUUCUUUGCAUCCAAGAGCUAAUUGCCAACUUUGCCAGCAAGAACAUUUUUGGAGUACAGCUGACAGCGUCAGGAGAAGAAAGCAAGUCCGAGGAACCUGCAGGGAAGAGAGACCGGGGUGGGACGCAGAGCCUGGCGACUGAGGAUUGCAGCAGGAAGAACUCGUGGGAGCCCAAGCCCAUCACGGUGCCUCAGUUCAAGCAGAUGCUUUCGGACUUGUUCAUGGCGCGAGGGUCUCCGUUCAAGACAAAAAAUUCAGAGUCACCGUCGUCUUCGCCCAGCAGCCCCGCCAGGAAAAGCGGGAGAGAAUGGGAUGUUGAACAGGUGAUCAUUGACCUGAGGGGUUCCGGGGAGGAAUGCAGGGAGGCCUUUGCCGCCGCCUGCCACCUGCUGCUGGACUGUGCCACCUUCCCUGUCUACCUGUCCGAGGAAGAGACCGAGCAGCUCUGUGCAACGCUCUUCCAGCUGCCAGGAGCCGGUGAUUCCAGUUUUCCAUCUUGGCUGAAAUCCCUUAUGACCAUUUGCUGCUGUGUGACUGACUGCUACCUCCAGAACGUGGCCAUUUCCACUCUGCUGGAAGUGAUAAACCAUUCCCAGUCCCUGGCUCUUGUCAUUGAAGACAAGAUGAAACGCUACAAGAGCUCUGGACACAACCCUUUUUUUGGCAAGCUGCAGAUGGUGACGGUUCCUCCCAUUGCUCCAGGGAUUUUAAAAGUCAUUGCAGAGAAAACAGAUUUCUAUCAGGCGACAGAGGUGACCCUGGACUCCAAUACUGAGCUCCGAAUGUGCUGCUCUGUUAAAGUGAACACUCAGAGAGAGAGGAUGCAGGUUCUCCUUUUCCUUGUGGCCGAAUCAGUCAAAGGAGAAGGCAGAAUCUUUGCUGUGGUUGCUUUCCUCACUCCCAUUUAUUUCCUCAUCAAGGGAACAAGGCUGGAAGCUCUGUUUAGAUUUUCCGUGAUCUGGCAUCUGACAAGAGAGAUCCAAGGCAGUCGAGUAACAUCUCACAAUCGCUCCUUUGACAGGUCCUUGUUCGUCGUGCUGGACAGCCUGGCCUGCACGGAUGGCGCCAUCAGCGCAGCAGCCCAGGGCUGGCUGGUGCGUGCGCUCUCCCUCGGGGACGUGGCUCGCAUCCUCGAACCCGUGCUCCUGCUCCUGCUGCAGCCAAAAACCCAGAGAACCUCCAUCCACUGCCUCAAGCAGGAGAACUCGGCCGAUGACUGGCACCGUUGGUUUAACAGGAAAAAAACCUCUUUCAGAGAAGCAUCUGCAGGGCCCGAGCCUCAGGAGAGUGGCUCUGAAGAGCACCUGCCUCUGAGCCAGUUCACCACGGUGGACCGUGAAGCCAUUUGGGCCGAAGUGGAGAAGGAGCCCGAGAAGUACCCGCCACGAGGCGAGCUGAGCGAGGAAGAGCUGCCCUACUACGUGGAGCUUCCAGACAGGACGGCCCACGGCGCCCCAGACAGCAGCGAGCACACCGAGUCCGCAGACACGAGCUCUGGCCACACGGACAGCGAGAACACGUCCUCCUUCUCCUCCCCUUCCCACGACCCGCAGGAGCUGAGCAAUGAAGAGAACUGCUGUGCGCCCAUCCCCAUGGGAGGCAGGGCAUACCCCAAGCGCUCGGCCCUGCUGGCGGCCUUCCAGUCAGAAAGCUUCAAGGCUGGGGCCAAGUUAAGCCUGGUGCGGGUGGACUCGGACAAGACGCAGGCUUCUGAGUCGUUCUCCAGCGAUGAGGAGGCCGACUUGGAGCUCCAGGCCCUCACUACGUCCAGGCUGCUGAAGCAGCAGCGGGAAAGGCAGGAGGCCGUCGAGGCCUUGUUCAAGCACAUCCUGCUCUACCUGCAGCCCUACGACUCUCGGCGGGUCCUCUAUGCCUUCUCGGUGCUGGAGGCUGUGCUCAAAACCAACCCUAAGGAGUUCAUCGAGGCCGUGUCCAGGACUAGCAUGGACACCAGCUCCACCGCGCACCUCAACCUCAUCUCCAACCUCCUGGCUCGCCACCAGGAGGCCCUUAUUGGCCAGAGUUUCUACGGAAAGCUCCAGACCCAGGCCCCCAACGUGUGCCCCCACUCUCUGCUCCUGGAGCUGCUCACCUACCUCUGCCUGAGCUUCCUGCGCUCCUACUACCCCUGCUAUUUGAAGGUGACGCACCGAGACAUCCUCGGCAACCGGGACGUGCAGGUCAAAAGUGUCGAGGUUUUGAUCAGGAUCAUGACGCAGCUGGUCUCGGUGGCCAAGUCUUCGGAAGGGAAGAACGUGGAAUUCAUCCACAGCUUGCUGCAGAGGUGCAAAGUUCAGGAGUUCGUCCUGCUCUCCCUGUCGGCGUCCAUGUACACGAGCCAGAAGCGCUACGGGCUGGCCACCGCCCACCACGGCAGGGCCGUGCCGGAGGACAGCCUCUUUGAGGAGAGUCUCAUCAACUUGGGUCAGGACCAGAUCUGGAGUGAGCACCCACUGCAGAUUGAGCUGCUGAAGCUGCUGCAGGUGCUGAUUGUCUUGGAGCACCACCUAGGCCGGGCCCACGAGGAGGGGGAAAACCAGCCGGACCUGUCCCGGGAGUGGCAGAGAGCCCUGAACUUCCAGCAGGCCAUCAGCGCCCUGCAGUACGUGCAGCCGCACCCCCUCACCUCCCAGGGGCUGCUGGUCUCUGCGGUGGUGAGGGGUCUGCAGCCCGCCUACGGCUACGGCAUGCAUCCCGCCUGGGUGAGCUUGGUCACGCAUUCCUUGCCCUACUUCGGAAAGUCCCUGGGCUGGACAGUGACACCCUUUGUUGUCCAGAUUUGCAAAAACUUGGAUGACUUGGUCAAGCAGUAUGAAAGCGAAUCUGUGAAGCUCUCUGUCAGCACAACCUCCAAGAGGGAAAAUAUUUCUCCAGAUUAUCCACUCACCCUUUUAGAAGGUCUGACAACUAUUAGUCAUUUUUGUCUUUUGGAACAAAACAACCAAAACAAAAAGACCAUGGCCACAGGUGAUCCUGCCAACUUGAGGAAUGCCAGAAAUGCCAUCUUGGAAGAGCUGCCUCGAACUGUUAACACCAUGGCCCUUCUCUGGAAUGUUCUCAGAAAGGAGGAGACUCAAAAGAGACCUGUCGAUCUCCUAGGGGCCACAAAGGGAUCCUCUUCCGUUUACUUUAAAACCACCAAAACCAUAAGACAGAAAAUUUUAGACUUCUUAAACCCCUUGACGGCCCAUCUUGGGGUUCAGUUGACAGCAGCUGUUGCGGCAGUGUGGAGCAGAAAGAAAGCCCAGCGUCACAGUAAGAUGAAGAUUAUCCCAGCGGCGAGUGCAUCCCAGCUGACCCUUGUCGACUUGGUGUGUGCACUCAGCACCCUGCAGACUGACACGUUGCUGCACCUGGUGAAGGAGGUGGUGAAGAGGCCACCCCAAGUCAAAGGGGGUGACGAGAAAUCGCCCCUAGUGGACAUUCCUGUGUUGCAAUUUUGCUAUGCUUUUCUCCAAAGGCUUCCAGUACCAGCCUUGCAAGAGAACUUUUCUUCACUGUUGGGAGUAUUGAAGGAGUCUGUACAGUUGAAUCUAGCCCCACCUGGGUAUUUUCUGCUUCUCAGCAUGCUGAAUGACUUUGUAACAAGAACUCCCAACCUGGAAAACAAGAAGGAUCUAAAAGACCUGCAGGAAAUCACUCAGAAAAUCCUAGAAGCUGUGGGGAACAUUGCUGGCUCUUCCUUGGAGCAAACCAGCUGGCUAAGCAGAAAUCUGGAAGUGAAGGCCCAACCUCAGGCCUCUCUAGAAGAAUCUGAUGCUGAGGAGGACCUAUAUGAUGCUGCUGCAACUUCAGCAAUGGUGUCUUCAUCCGCCCCUUCCGUGUACAGCGUGCAAGCCCUCUCUCUCCUGGCAGAGGUACUGGCUUCCCUCCUGGACAUGGUUUAUCGAAGUGACGAGAAGGAGAAAGCUGUGCCGUUAAUCUCCCGUCUGCUUUACUAUGUUUUUCCAUACUUACGCAACCACAGUGCCUACAAUGCUCCCAGCUUCCGGGCUGGCGCUCAGCUGCUGAGCUCCCUGAGUGGCUAUGCCUACACCAAACGAGCCUGGCGGAAGGAGGUCCUGGAACUGUUCCUCGACCCUGCUUUCUUUCAGAUGGAUACUUCUUGUGUUCAUUGGAAGUCCAUUAUUGACCAUCUUUUGACCCAUGAGAAAACAAUGUUUAAGGAUUUAAUGAACAUGCAGAGCAGUUCUUUGAAACUAUUCUCAAGUUUUGAACAGAAAGCCAUGCUGUUAAAACGCCAGGCUUUUGCUGUCUUCAGUGGAGAACUUGAUCAAUACCACCUUUACCUUCCACUGAUACAAGAACGCCUGACAGACAAUCUCAGAGUCGGACAGACAUCCACAGUUGCUGCUCAGAUGUUUCUUUUUUUCAGAGUUUUGCUGCUAAGAAUAUCUCCUCAGCAUUUGACUUCAUUGUGGCCAAUAAUGGUCUCUGAAUUGAUUCAGACAUUCACACAGCUUGAAGAAGAUCUAAAAGACGAAGAUGAGUCAUUGAGAAGCAACAACAAAGUAAACAGAACGAAAGGUUCAGUCCCGGAUGCAAAUGGACACUCAGUGGGGGAGAUACCCCAGAGUGAACUCAUCUUGUAUUUAUCAGCUUGCAAAUUCUUGGACACAGCGCUUUCUUUUCCACCUGACAAGAUGCCAUUAUUUCAAAUGCUUAGCACAGCUGCUCAUUUGUUUAAUUUCAUGACCAGCCCCAGAGGCUAUUUCUCUCUCUCCUACCCCCACAAAGAGAGUAAGCAUAUAGAAAUGUUUGUGGUUAAAGAGUGGGAAAUCAGUAGCUCUGAUGAGAUCACCAUGAAGACUGAGUUCCCGCUUCUGCGCCAACAUUCUGUUUCCAGCAUCAGGCAGUUGAUGCCAUUCUUCAUGACUCUAAACUGUGCAUUUAAAACCCAAAGACAGCUGCCUGCUGAUACCCCAGGAGCUCCAUUCUUGGACUUUCCUGUCACAGAUAGCUCAAGGGUCUUAAAGCAACUGGAAGAAUGCAUCGAAUAUGAUUUUCUAGAACAUCCAGAAUGUUAACCAUGUGAGAGAGAAUAUGUUUAAUCCAUGUAUUGGUACUUUACUGAAAACCAGGUUAUAUUCUAAAGAAGAAAGAAGGCAGGAUAGCGCUUUUAAAGCCUAUUUCCAUUUUGAAAGUAGAUUUCAGGCUCGGUGCGGUGGCUUACACCUGUAAUCUCAGCACUUUGGGAGGCCAAGGCAGGCAGAUCACAUGAGGUCAGGAGUUCGAGACCAGCCUGACCAACAUGGUGAGACCCUGUCUCUACUAAAAAUACAAAAAUUAGUUGGGUGUGGUGGCGGUGCCUGUAAUCCCAGCUGCUUGGGAGGCUAAGGCACAAGAAUUGCUUGAUCCCAGGAGGUGGAGGCUGCAGUGAGCUGAGAUCGUGCCACUGCAGCACUCCAGCUGGGUGACAGAAUGAGACCAUCUCAAAAAAAAAAAAAAAAAAGAAAGAAAGUAGAUUUCAGCCAAUUUGCUAUUCAGCAACAGGACACACCUCCCUUAAUGCCUUGUAAUAUAUUUGAAUCUGAUUCUGCAUUUCUUCCUCAACUUAUGUAAUGAAAAUAAAAUUAAUAUAUCAUCUAACAGUAGCACAAAAUUUGUAAUGUGAAGUAUGAAGAUAAUGAAGAAGUUUUCUUUGUUGAAGCAGUUAUAUGGGUCUUAGUAUAUUUCUCUAAAAUUUAAACUUAUUAAAAGAAUGUUAUUUUUAACCUUUCA